GCUGCGACGUGCGCUCCGUGAUCAUCUUAGCAACCGUUUGAGAAAACUGAUUGGUGGGCGGGCGAACAGCGGUCAACUCCGAUUUCGAAAGGCAACCACAUUCCUUACCUAAUAUCACCGUUCUUCCCCUCACUUUCUGACUUUGUUCAGAGCAGUGUGAGUCAACUCUGGAGAGGGGAUAGCCUAUUUAAAGAACGGUGAAAUUGUGGCUAUAUUGCUUUUGUCUCGAAAUAACAGUAUCGACUAGACAUAUCUAAAUCGACAACAUAGCUCAAAUCAUGGGGAGCGUGACAGCUUCCAAACCUAGUCCAACAUACAGCUCUUUCUGCAUGCUCGAGCUGUAUGAUGGGGAAAACUACGUCGAGUACAUCUUCAAGGCAAACGGAAAACUAUUUGUCAUCAGCGUCCAUACGACAGACCUUGCGGGUCCAGGCAGCUUGCUUGAGGAAUUUAAUUCACUCCGCCGUGAUCUAGACCGUUUUAACAAAUUCGAGGACUGGUUUCUCGAGCCUGCCGAAGAUUUCAUACGAAGUGUAGCCCCAGCACUCAAGUCCCGUGCCCGCCAGUCUACGACUCUUCGCGAUUACUACAGCUGUGAAACCUUUCAUCUCAAGCUCAGGAACGAAGCCGGCCAGCUGCACGCCAUUCAACAGCCGUACAUCGAGCAAGGAAAAGAGAGUUUUAUUCCCCGACUUAAGGUCAUAGACAACGCGCAAGGUGUUGACUUCCAUUGGUAUGAUAGGCACUAUCGUUCGAUUCCACGCUUCUCACUAGCUGGCGUGCCUCGGUUCUUGGCUUCUGAGAUAGAGCGCGUAGAUGACGACCUGCGUGAUUGGGAACUAGACGAUAGGCCACGCAAGGUUCGCCAGAUAGGUACGGACAAGGUAUUUUACUUCAAAGGUGCCUUUUACAACCGUCGGUGCUCGCGGGAAAUCAAGAUGCUUUCCCAAAUUGAACAAAACACCAAGAAGUUAAGGGCAACAGACCCGGCCUAUGCGACGGCUAUGCGAACAUCGAAAUUGGUUGGCAUAGUCAUGUGGGAUGACGAGGAGACUGUCAUGGGUCUACUGCUGGAAUAUGUCGAGGGUCAAACACUCUGUCAGCUUCUAUGGGAGGAGGAGCACAACAAACACAGAAUUGACCCAGCAUCCAAGACAAAGUGGGCAGCACAGAUCGAAUCGACUCUGCGAUAUCUGCAUGGUAUUGGUAUCAUCUGGACUGGUGCAUGGACCAGCAAUGUUAUCAUCACCUCUGGCAAUGACGCUGUCCUUGUUGACUUCGGAGGCGAUUCAGCGCCCAUGUAUAUACCGCUCGAAAUCCUCCACACUGUUGAAGGCGACUUCUUGGGGUUGAAGCGAAUAAAGGAAGACCUGAAUCUCGAUCUAUCCGAUAUGCCUCCAUCUUCCAAACUAUGAGGGAAUUGUCAUUGCUCGAUGUGUUCGAUUACUAGAAGACGCCCGCAAUAUUCACUCGUUGGUUCACUGAUGGGGGGUGUUUAUAUACAAAUUGAACCAUUCUAGAGCUAUUUCGAUGCCAUAUUGCUAGCAACUUAUGUAUUUGAACAAAAGUAAGCGGGGUUGUGCUAAACGUAGCUCAUGUAAUGCCUCGAAUUCAAUCAAGUCCAUUCAUAUGAGGAAAUAAGAAAUAUUUAUCAAGAUGAAAAUUUAUUCGGGCGGUUUUGAGUUAAGAUGUCAAGAACACCACGUGCUACGCGUAUUGGUUGUGCUGAUCUUCAACUUAGCUAUUGGCCUGCAUGAGAUUGACUGGUGAUGCCAUUUUGGAGAAAUAGAACGUCGUAGCGCGGGAGUGGGGAACCAGAGCACAACGAGAAUAACGGGUCAAUCAGCGUCCAUGCCGGACACUAUCCAACAUUAGCUUCAUUCCGUUUUCAAGCAUCGAAAAA
Xylaria bambusicola is the source of this 1903-nucleotide messenger RNA. RefSeq lists its product as uncharacterized. Gene Ontology annotation, biological process: protein phosphorylation. NCBI's taxonomy places the organism in Eukaryota, Fungi, Ascomycota, Sordariomycetes, Xylariales, Xylariaceae. The transcript is spliced from 2 exons. Bases 279 to 1415 code for a protein of 378 amino acids. Gene Ontology annotation, molecular function: ATP binding; protein kinase activity. The record is from RefSeq and is a predicted model, not a curated record.